CCCUGAUGUAAGUGCAAUUCUAAAACACGAUCAAGGCAAAAAAAAUUAACAAUCAAUUAGAAUCAAGGCACAUCACUCAAAUUCUCACCUGUGAAACCGUUUGGGCAGCAUUGCAAGCCCCACUCACACUAAAAAGACAACACACGCCAAAUCCUAAAAAUAAAAUCGAAUUCUUCAAGAGGCACCUCAGUUCACCUUUAAUCGUUGGCUUGAUAACAUCCCUACAACAUGAGCACUUGGUUCGCGAUUUUGACUUUGUCUGUGGUUUUGAACAUAGACCAUGUGGCUUCAACGUCAUCCAAUUCCACAAGAGAUGGGAAAUUGUUUUCAAUUUUCCAAGUCGUAACGUUUCCGAAUGGGGUGUGCACUGGAUCUUCAUCUAGAAAUGGAACUUGCUACAGAGCUGAUGAAUGUGAAAGCAGAGGUGGAUCCUCAAGUGGAACUUGUGCCCAAGGGUUUGGCGUUUGUUGUAUACUCAUCUUGUCUUGCGGUAGCACCAGUUCGGAAAAUUGCACCUAUCUGGUUCAAGGUACCACGACGGCUCCACCUAUUGAUCCUUGCACCUUCACCAUCUGCAAAACCUCCCCCAACAUCUGUCGGAUACGGCUGGACUUUACAGCCUUUUCAAUUGCUGGACCAGCUCUUGGGACCGUAGUAGGUGCUGCAGCAGCAACUAACAACGGAGGCGCUAUCGGAGAUUGCACGACAGACUCCUUCAGCAUAACCUCCCCGGGAAACAUGGGCUCUCCCGUUAUUUGUGGGACGAAUACCGACCAACAUAUGAUUGUGGAUGCUUCGGACCAAUGUCAUAGGGCAUCAUUCGAUUUUGGUGGAACAGGAACAACUCGACAAUUUGACAUCAAAGUGACUCAAUAUGCGUGUGGAGAUGAAAAUGGAGGUCCAGACGGAUGUCUUCAGUACUUCAAAGGAAACACUGGAACAUUUUCAAGUUUUAACUUCCCAACCACGGCCACUUCAGUAACUGAUUCUGUGACUCACUUGUCCAACCAAUGCUAUACAAUGUGCUUUCGUCAAGAGCCGGGCAAAUGUGCCAUUUGCUUCCAACCUGUCAUUGCUGGAACGGGGAUGACCGGCGAUCAGGGAUCAUUUGGUCUUUCCCUCACUUCAGACGCAACAAUCGCCGGCACCCAAGACGGAGGUUGUUCUGAAGAUUAUCUUCAGAUUGGUGGAGCUGAAAUGGACGAUGGAUCGUUUGUGGUGGGUUCCAUUUCAGCUAUAAGUCAUAAUCGGAUCUGCGGUAGAUUUUUCAGCUUCUCGAUCGCUGCUGGUGCUGUUGGAGGAAUUGUGAACACACAAUCCAUUUGCACUCAACAACGCCCAUUUCGAGUGAUUUUCAAAACAGAUGCAGAUGAGGUGACAGGUGCAAUAGCAGGGGCUAAUGAAAAUGAACAAGAGGCCUUCCCUGGCGGCAUCAUUGGAUUUCACCUGAACUACGCUCUUCAAGAUUGCUGAACAUGGCUCAUUGUAUCCACCCUUGGCCAUCAUGGUCCUAUUAUAAAUAUUAUCGCUUGCUGUAAGUUUGAACUGUGUGUUUUUAAUAAAAUGAUUGUGCACAUUU
Molecule: messenger RNA, 1579 nt
Organism: Tigriopus californicus
Lineage: Eukaryota; Metazoa; Arthropoda; Copepoda; Harpacticoida; Harpacticidae
Exons: 16
Coding region: 229-1473 (414 amino acids)
Source: RefSeq, a predicted model, not a curated record